UUUGUCAGAUGUAAACAAAGCGCCGAGUCGGUGCACUUUCAGCGCCGUUUAAGACAAAAACGACGGUUAUGUGAGUGACAAGCGCAGCGAUGCGGCUAGGUGACUCUCGGGGAGGAUUGUGGCUCGCCGCCACGGCGGGCGCGGUGGUUCCUUCACGACUGCAGAGCCAAGUUUGACGAGCACAGUGAUAAACAUGAAGUGGUUGGACCUCUUUGGACGUCUAAAAUGUGUCGUUAUUGGAAUGAUCCACGUGAAGGCUUUACCAGGCUCUCCGCUUGGAUGCUUGAAAAUGUCCCAAAUCAUUGAGGAAGCCUGUUGGGAGGCAAGCGUAUACUGCAACGCAGGACUGGACGGUGUGAUAGUGGAGAACAUGCACGACGUCCCGUACUCGCUGUCACCGGGUCCUGAGGUGAGCGCGUGCAUGACAUCCGUGUGUGUGGCGGUGAGGAAUGUCUGUCCGUCCAUCCCCGUCGGCGUACAGAUUCUGUCCGCCGCCAACCAGCAGGCGCUCGCCGUCGCUCUUGCAUCAGGCGCCCACUUCAUCCGGGCGGAGGGCUUUGUGUUUUCCCACGUGGCCGACGAGGGUUUGGUCCACGCUUGUGCCGGAGAACUUCUGAGGUACCGCAAGAGCGUCGGAGCGGAGGACAUCCUCGUCCUCACGGACAUCAAGAAGAAACACAGCUCUCACGCUCUGACGUCGGACGUGAGCGUGGCCGAGACGGCUCGAGCCGCAGAGUUCUUUCUGUCGGACGGCCUCAUCCUGACCGGAAAGUCCACGGGAGCCCAGGCUGACCCCAAAGAACUCACUGAUGUAAGGCGGGCAGUGAGUCUCCCGGUCCUGGUGGGUUCCGGCGUGACUCACGACAACGUGGACCGCUACCUCGGCGCCAGCGGCUUCAUCGUGGGCUCGCAUUUCAAAAGCGGCGGCUCGUGGAGCAACGCGCUGAACGUAAAGUGCGUCAACAACUUCAUGACCAAGAUGAGACGUCUCCGAGAAAGCGAGUGACCCUGAAGAAAGGCCUCUCCUGGGCUGGGCCAUGCGCAUGUCUCCGCCUUGCUUGGUUGUCUUGUGCUCACGAGCAGCUGCACCAACUGAAAUGACUUUUUUCGCCCCCCCCCCAUACAAUUUGUGUUUUGCUGCUUGUGUUUACGACUCAAAAGUCACUUUUUGGAUACAUUUUCCCUGUCCGGGUACUUUGAAUGCAACAUACAGUAUACUUGAGUCAUUUUAAGAAGGAAUGUUACUUUGACCGCUCGACUCUCGUUAAAUCAGUUGACUUCACAGACGACAAAUAAAUAGAUAGAUAGAUAGCUUGAUAA
Molecule: messenger RNA, 1320 nt
Organism: Hippocampus comes (tiger tail seahorse)
Lineage: Eukaryota; Metazoa; Chordata; Actinopteri; Syngnathiformes; Syngnathidae
Exons: 7
Coding region: 194-1006 (270 amino acids)
Source: RefSeq, a predicted model, not a curated record